CUUUCUUCACGUCUUUUCUUGUUUUCUUUCUUCUUCCUCUUCCUUAACAUCUACAUGCUUUGGAAAAGGUUCUGGUCAGCCUUUACCUCAGUAGCUCUGUAGGUCAUGGCAGCAGCCCAAUCGUCGCGCAUCUUUGUGCGCGGCUUGCCGUCAAAACUCUCUGAAGAUGACGUCCGCAAACACUUUUCCAUCUAUCCCACCACCGAUGUCAAGUUCUUCCCACACCGCCGCAUGGGCUACAUCGGCUACAACACCCCCGAAGAUGCAGAGAAAUCUGUCAAGUACUUCAAUCGCUCUUUCAUCCGCAUGAGCAAAAUCCAUGUUGAGAUUGCCCGUCCCAUAGCUGAUAAGGACCUACCCAAGUCACGACGGCAGCAACGGGAACAGCAUGUUGCCAAAAAGGCGACUGAACAUGUCGCCCCUGUCGCACAGGACAAUGCUAUGAAACGGAAGCGGACGGUAGAGGAUACUCAAGACCCUAAACUCCAAGAGUUCCUUGAAGUCAUGCAGCCGCCGUCAAAGAAGAAGAUGUGGGCAAAUGAGGAAGGGCCUUUGUUGGCACAGGAGAACACCUCAAGCGAACCUGUUGGAGAGGUCAUUGUCCCUGCCGAUGAAAGCGACGAUGAAUACCAAGAAGUUCGCAAGCCCAAGCCGGUUGUCGAGGUUGAAAAGCCUACCAUCCCUGCAGUCGAGCCCCUAGAAACCACCGGCGCCGAUGAGAUGGAGGUCACAGAACAUACUGACGCCGACACAAAUCUUCACACUGCACAAUUGCCAGAGGCAACGACCGAAUCAUCUGCUGGUCCUGUUUCAGAUGCCGACUGGUUGAGGUCGCGGACGAACCGGAUUCUAGAUAUCGUGGACGAUGACACGGUGCCGUCUGAGAGAUCUGCGGUACCGGUACCCACGGAAGCCCCACAGCAUCAACAAGAACCCAGUGAUGAACAAACAGAACAAAAUCAGACUGGCGCCUCAGAACCAGAGGACGCUGGCGAGUCUCGUCCACAAUCUGAGGAAGACAAGAUACUUCAAUCCGGGCGUUUAUACCUCCGCAAUCUAAGCUGGGACGUUCAAGAUGAACACCUUCGCGAAUUCUUUUCCCCAAGUGGACCAUUGGAAGAAGUACAUGUUUCGAUCGACAAGAAGACUGGCAAGUCGAAGGGGUUUGCUUUUGUCUCAUUUCAAAAUCCGGAAGACGCUGUUCAGGCAUUCACUCAGAAGGAUGGCACCAUCUUUCGAGGACGUUUGCUCCAUAUCUUGGCUGCUGAAGGAAAGAGGGAUAACAAGCUGGACGAAUAUGCCUUGUCCAAGUUGCCACUCAAGAAACAGAAGGAGAUCAGGAGAAAAGCCGACGCUGCUGGCUCCACCUUCAAUUGGAAUUCUCUUUACCUCAACGCUGAUGCGGUCAUGUCUGCUGUCGCUAGUCGUCUCGGCGUUAGCAAGGCGGACGUCCUCGACCCGACGUCAGCUGAUGCCGCUGUCAAACAAGCGCAAGCAGAGACUCAUGUUAUUUCCGAGCUCAAAGCCUACUUCAGUUCCCACGGAGUCGAUUUGGAGUCUUUUUCACGAAGCUCCAAGGGCAACAUUGCUGUUCUGGUAAAGAAUCUACCGCAUGAUGUUCGCCCGGAUGAAGUUCGAAAGUUGAUGGAAGAAUUCGGCACGGUUACGAAAUUCCUGAUGCCUCCCUCUGGAUUGACUGCCAUUGCUGAAUUCUCGAAUUCUGCCGAGGCGAAAUCGGCAUUUGCCGGUCUUUCGUACAGGAAAUUCAAGGAUUCUCUUCUGUACCUGGAGUGGGCACCGAAGAACUUGUUCAAGGAAGGAGCCUUCGUUCCGUCUGCACCGACUAUCGUCCCGGUUGCUAAAGAAGCCGCGAAACCUUCCGCCUCUGACCUGCUCCAAGAGACUCCUACCUCUGAGGCGACGACCACUGCCACUCUCUACGUCAGGAACCUGAACUUCGAAACGACGACAAACAAAUUGAGCGACACAUUCUCUUCUUUGGAGGGUUUCCGAAGUGCCAGGGUGAAGACCAAGGUAGACCCCAAGCGGGGCGUCCUCUCCAUGGGCUUUGGCUUUGUCGAAUUUAGCAACCCAGAAGCAGCAUCGGUCGCGAUUCAGACCAUGGAUGGUUACAACCUUGAUGGACAUCGACUCCAAAUCAGGGCCUCGCACAAGGGUGUCGAUGCUGCAGAAGAACGUCGCAAGGAAGACCAGGCAAAGAAAGAAGCGGGCACAAAGAUACUUAUCAAGAAUCUGCCGUUUGAAGCUAGCAAAAAGGACGUCAGGGCUCUCUUCGCUCCCUAUGGAUCUCUUCGAUCUGUUAGGGUCCCUAAGAAGUUCAACAACUCGUCUAGAGGAUUUGCGUUUGCCGAUUUCUCUACAACAAGGGAUGCAUCCAAUGCAAUGGAAGCUCUCCGUAACACACACUUGCUCGGCCGUCGCCUCGUGCUAAGCUUUGCCGAAGCCGAAGCCGAUGAUCCAGAGCUUGAGCUGGAGAAAAUGCAGCAGAAGGUUGGGGCACAGGCCAACAAGGUCGCGCUUCAACGUCUCACUGGAGGUGGGCGUAAGAAGUUCAACGUUGCUGGCAAUGAUGAUCUAGAUGAAGUUUGAAGGACCAGGCGUGUGUCCUGAUGAAAUUUGCAGCGCGACACCACCCAGAGUCCCUGGUGCCACCCCUUGCUUUCUGACUAAGGACGCGAGGCUGCCCUGG
This is a messenger RNA of Aaosphaeria arxii CBS 175.79, 2710 nucleotides long. RefSeq names its product RNA-binding domain-containing protein. The record is from RefSeq and is a predicted model, not a curated record. NCBI's taxonomy places the organism in Eukaryota, Fungi, Ascomycota, Dothideomycetes, Pleosporales. The transcript is spliced from 6 exons. Gene Ontology annotation, molecular function: RNA binding. Bases 106 to 2610 code for a protein of 834 amino acids.